Staurois parvus is the source of this 348-nucleotide messenger RNA. Lineage: Eukaryota; Metazoa; Chordata; Amphibia; Anura; Ranidae. The record is from the annotation of a GenBank genome assembly.
AUGUCCCUUGGACUCAGUGGAUCACCGAUCCACAGACAGAGCCGAAAACGUCGGCUCGGUCAUGUGAUCAGCUGUGGCACUGAUGAUCAGUGUGCCCUGAUCAUCAGUGGGCCCCAGAAGUGCCACCUGUCAGUGUCCAUCAGUGCCAGCUGUCAGUGCUGAACAGUGCCACGUGCCAGUGCCCAUCAGUGCCACAUAUCAGUGCCCAUCUGAGCUGCCUUUCAGUGUCACCCAUCAAUGCCAAUCAGUGCCACCUAUCAGUGCCGCCUAACAGUGCCAGUCAGUGCCGCCUAACAGUGCCAGUCAGUGCCAUAUAUCAGUGCUGCCUUUCAGUGCCCAUCAGUGAUG